Morus notabilis is the source of this 2395-nucleotide messenger RNA. Its product is annotated as neurochondrin. The record is from RefSeq and is a predicted model, not a curated record. Lineage: Eukaryota; Viridiplantae; Streptophyta; Magnoliopsida; Rosales; Moraceae. The transcript is spliced from 19 exons. Bases 218 to 2116 code for a protein of 632 amino acids.
CCAAAAAUUCUCUAAUUUUCCGGGCGAACUCUCGAAUUUUCAGGGGAAAAAAAGAAAAGAAAAGAAGAAACGGAGGCAUCCGGAAGCAUCUUAUAUAUUGUCCAUAGUCCUCUCCAACGUUCAAAAAACCCUCCAAAAAUCUCCCCGCUACGGUCCCAAGAACUCCUCAGAAACUCGAUUUCCUUUCAACUCGGUAGCACCCGAUUUCUCUCCUCCCAUGGAGUCGCAACAAGAACAGUCGUCUCCUGCGCUUGAUGAUUGCUUGAAGCUGUUGAAAGGUGAGAGAGACGAACAGCGCCUCGCCGGUCUUCUUUUGGUCACAAAAUUUUGCAAGGGCGACGAUCUCCCCUCCCUCCGCAGGAUCUACGACUGCGUCGGUGUUCGCUUUCUUGAUCGCCUUCUUUGGACUGGAGCUGGAAAAGGAACCGUUACUGGCAAUGCAGGUGGCAACCGGGAUGCAUAUUUGCAAUUGUCGGUUACUGUUCUUGCUGCAUUCUGUCGCGUCCCCGAUAUUGCUGCUUCACAAGAUAUGGUUUCAAAGAUUCCAUUGGUUUUGGAAAUUCUGUCCAAAGAAUCUGCGUCAUCUGUACUUGAAGAAUGUUAUGAAUUUCUAUAUCUGGUAUCAUCUGCUUCUGAAGAUGGAGUUCUUACAUUUUAUGAAUCUGGAGGCAUUAAAGUGUUGGCUUCUCACAUGCCUACCUUUCCAGAUGGUUCACAUCAGAUGGAGCUUGCUAUGAAAUUUGUGCAAGUACUACUUUCAAAGCUGUCUCUGGACGUUGUUUGUAACGGCUAUCCCCUAGAGCUCUCCUUGAUCGUGGCCACAAUUGCAAGGCAGUUUGCUGUCUUGCACGAUGCUGUCAAAUUUGAAGCACUGCACCUAUUGUCUGCCAUAUUCUCCUCAAACUAUUUGGCACCACUUUAUGAUGCUCUUCGUGUACUGCCCAACAAAAAUUGGACAAAUUUUAUGCGCAACGGUAUUGCUGCUAUUCUACAGAACCGUGUUGCACCUGCUGAAAAGUUUCAGGCAUUAAUUCUGGCCAAGGCUAUGAUAUCCAUAAUAGGAGAGAAGUGGUUAAUAGGUCCGAUACAACUACCCAAUUUGGAAGAACCUAUUUCGGCUGAUAGGUGCUUACUGCUUGUUCUAGGGCAAUCACGUGUUGAAGUCGCUGUUCUUCUGAAUGAGCUUGCCUAUUUGAAAUAUGAAGCAUCGAAGAGUUCUUCAUCCUUUGAUGAGACAAUCCAUCUCAAGCAACGAAAUGUCGCCAUUGCCUUCUCCUUAGUUGAAAAGAUAAUUAAACUUAUAUCAAACUUGAGCGAGAAUGAAGGGGACCUUCUUGAUGAUAGUACUUCUACAAAGGUGAUCAAGGGACUUAAUGAGACAAUUGAUGUAGUUCUAGAAUACUUACGAGAUGCGAAGGAACAUGGACAAAGGAAAGGAGAUGAUCUUCUUGCUUCAGUGCGAGUUAUUGGGAGCUAUCUUGCAGAAACACCUCUUGCAUGCAAAGAGAAGGUCAGAGAAUUAUUGGGGUUUAUGCUUUCUAUCGAAAGUGAAGAGGAAACCAGACCCUUCUACUCGGUAUGCUUUUUGCUUCCAAUGCUGUGUCAAUUGACAAUGAAGACUGAAGGAUGUAAAGCCUUGGUUUCUUGUGGAGGGCAUAAAGCUGUUAUUGAUUGCCUUGUAAAUUUGAUUGGGCGAGACAGUUGUAUGGUUGAGGAUAAUGGCAGCAUCUUUUUGGCAUGUGACACAAUCCUGAAUCUUUUUUUGAAGAAAGAGCAACUGCUGUUCCCCUUGGAUGAAUCAACUGUUACUAAAUUCUUGAAGGCAUUGGCAUAUUGGACAGAGAACAUCAAUGAUCCAUCAGUUACAAUGAUGGCAUCAAGCAUUUGCUCACUGCUAUUUGAUUUUACAUCGGAGGAUGCUCUUGUCGGUCAUUCAAACUUCGAUGAAAGCACUCUUAACAGCCUCUGUCGGCUCAUUGCUAGAAGUAUGGCUUCUUGGGGACAGGGUAUGUCUAGUGAUGCCGAAGCAAAUAUGGAUCUUCUAGAGAUUGUUACAGCAGGAUAUAAUCGAUGGGCUUCUCGGUUUCCUCACGUUCGAGAGGCUGUUGAGAGAUAACUCAAGACUGUAAUUUAUAACAAAGUAAAACAUAGGCUCUUUGUUUCUUCUUAAGACGGACAAUGAAAGAGAGGGAAGCAAGAGAAGCAUCUUUGUGUUUCAACAAUCUGCAAUGACGGAAGGAAGGCGCAACAGCUCAUGGUUGCAGGUUUUAUAUUAACGCAAUGAGUUGAAGAGUUUGACUUGUUUUUGCAAGUUCUACCUGUAUGACUGUCAUAUAUAUUUUCCAUUAAUUUUGUAAUAUUAUGUAAUAUACGUAAUAAAUGUCUUUUCUUUUUA